GUCUGUUUUUCUAUGCUUCCGAUUUGAGAAGAAUGGACCUGUAGUUGGAGUGGAAGAAGAAAACUUAAUGUGCACUAGUCCUGAUAAACCCGUAUGUCAUGUGGGAGGAAAAUAAUUUGGCAGAGCCGAGCGUUUGCCCUGACCGUGAAGAAAGUCCCGCAGAAGACACUUUUGGAUUUGGAGAUGAUCUGGAGUUAAAUCAGUUCGAUGGAUUGCCCUUUUCCUCGCGUUACUACAAGUUACUGAAGGAGAGGAAAACUCUGAGUGUGUGGAAGGUCAAAUGUCAGUUUGAGGAUGCUCUGGCAAACAACCAGCUGGUUAUUGUGUCCGGGGCAGCAAAGACUGGCAGGAGUACACAGAUCCCUCAGUGGUGUGCAGAGUUCUGUCUGUCUGUCCAGUAUCAGCAUGGUAUGGUUGUGUGCACUCAGACCGACAAACAGCAGGCUGUAGAUCUGGCCUUGCGUGUCGCUGAUGAAAUGGACGUCAACAUAGGCCAUGAAGUUGGUUACACCAUCCCUCUGGAGACCUGCUGCUCCUCUGACACUGUUUUGAGGUACUGCACUGAUGAUAUGUUGCUGAGAGAGAUGAUGUCUGACCCUUUUCUUGAGCACUACGGGGUCAUAAUCAUUGACCAGGCCCAUGAAAGGACGGUUAGCACAGACAUUCUGCUGGGUCUCCUCAAGGACAUCCUGCUGCAGAGGCCUGAGCUCAGGGUGGUGGUUCUCACUGUGCCGCCCAUGACCGACAAGCUUCUGAGGCACUACGGCAGUGUCUUGCAUAUCAGUCUAGAGUCCUCAUGCACUGCUGAAGUUGUCCACAGCAACAACGGCAACAAAGACUACUUCUACUCAGCACUGAGACUCGUGCUGGAGAUCCAUCGGACCAAAGAGGGUGGAGAUGUUUUCGUAUUUUUAGGCUCAGCUGAGGAGGUCCACUGUGCCUAUAGUAUCCUCCAAAGAGAAGGGACCAGGUUGGGUGGACAGUUGGGACAAAUGGUACUUGUAGUCCUGUGCUCAGGCCAGGGAGGGCUACUUCCUGUCCUGCCUGAGCAGUCAUGCUCCACAAAGUCCAGAAAGGUUUUUCUCAGUACCCGUCAAGGCGAGGAUGCAUGGUGGCCUACAGAGUCUGUCAAAUUUGUCAUUGACACGGGAGUCCAGAAGAAAAUGGUGUACAAUCCGAGAGUAAGAGCUAGCUCAGAGGUUCUUCAACCCAUCAGUCAAUGCCAGGCAGACAUUCGCAAGCAGCUGUCUGGACCAUCAGGUAAAUGCUUCUGCCUGUAUCCAGAAGCAAGCCCAACUUCUGCAGAGAACUCCCCACAGAUCUUGGAGUCCAACAUUACACCGACAGUUCUUUUCCUCAAAAGGAUGGAGAUAGCAGGCCUUGGACAGUGCAGUUUCAUCGACAGACCAGAUCCAGAGGGUCUCAUGCAGGCGCUGGAGGAGCUCGAUUACCUUGCAGCUUUAGACGACGAUGGCAACUUGUCUGAAAUUGGCAUCAUAAUGUCUGAAAUCCCUCUGGAACCUCAGAUGGCCAAAGCGCUGCUAGCAUCCUGCGAGUUUGACUGUGUGAGUGAGAUGCUGACAAUCACAGCCAUGUUGUCAGCACCAAGCUGCUUUGUGGAGCCGCCUGCUGCCAUGAGCCACGAGGCAGUCCAGUGUCACAGAAAGUUCCAGCACCCUGAAGGAGAUCACUUCACCCUCAUAAACAUCUACAAUGCCUACAAACAAAACCAGAGAGAACAAUGUAAGACUCAGUUUCUGAGAUAUUCAGACCAGCCCGUCAGGUUCAUUGAAAUUGCACCACUGUACUUCUUCUACAAUCUGCCCCCUAGCGAAAGCAAAGAUAUACUGCAAGACAUGUUGGACCCACAGGGAUCCAAAAACCGCAAAGAAAAGAAACAGGAAGCUGCAACAAUAAGUGGUGACGUAAACAGUGGCUGUGCAGCAGUGACACAGACCUAUGACAGAUGUAUGAUUCAGUAAACUGAAAAUCACAAAUUUAGACUGCAAAUGCAUGAAUGCUUGUAAGACAUUUGUGUAAUUAAUACAGUAAAGCUUAAUUUAUUACAUUAAAUUACUCAUGUGUACUACCCAAUGUGCUUACAGUGCUGAGAAGGCAAAGAUGUCUGUGUUGUAAAUAUAGAAAAGUUUGCAGUUUAAUAGUUGUGAUCUAAAAACAAUGAGUGAGGGGGUUUUCCGCAACACUGCUUAGGUGUGGACUUUAUGCGCACUGUCAUUUGAUAUACCUUCACAUCCAAGGAUCUGAUUUUAAAGCUGAAAUACGUAUGAAACAACUUGCUCAGAAUAACUGUGCUUUGCCCAUUUAUCUUAGAAUGUACAUCAAGAAAAGUCUGCUCUUGAAGGGAUGAAACGUGUAGCUGAGUGUUAAAAACCACUCAUUUGCUCUGUAGCCAUUACUCCCAUUCUUCUGUUUACAACUUAACACCAAGCUCAUCUCAUUUUGAAGUCUUCCUAUAAACACCCUUUGAUACGCAGUUGCAUGUAGUUUCUUCCAGUAUUCAAGUAUGUGAUUAUUCCCUAUGUCUUUACAAUUUGUACAAACUGUCUUUAAAAUUUCUAAAAACGGGUAAACUAUCGCCCUACAUAUUCUAAAUAUGAAUACACGCAUCCCUAAAGCCAACUGUACAAAAAUUGAAUAUAUUGAAUGUUUUUCAGAAGCUUGAAAGCUGUCACUGUGUCCAUAGGUGUCUUGGUUUAUUGUGAAGGUCACACUGAUAGAUAUUCUUUGAGUUUCUCCAUGAUGGCAGGCAUUCUGUCUGUGGGUACCAGCAUCACAGUCCUGAAAGGCUUCAUGGGCACGUCCGUAAAUGACCACCUCCCACUUAAACAGGAGUCUGCCUCUUCUUGGACUGUGUAGUGGAACUUCAAGAUGGCUUGCUGUAAGGCAAACACGGAUCAGGCUUGAAAUCAGAGUAUAAAUAUAUUGAAUAGGUUAUCAGAUGGCUGUUUAAAUAUUUAUCAUGAGCUAACGAACUGCUGUAUUAUUACCCAGAUACUGUUAAGCAAGU
Neolamprologus brichardi is the source of this 3028-nucleotide messenger RNA. NCBI's taxonomy places the organism in Eukaryota, Metazoa, Chordata, Actinopteri, Cichliformes, Cichlidae. The record is from RefSeq and is a predicted model, not a curated record.